GGUCAGCGGAAUCAUGGGCUCCAGUGGAGCAGCGACAGCGGCCACUUUUGGCCGUGGAAACAGGUUUAGCAACGACGAAGAAACCGACUACCAGUUUAUUUUGCCUCAGCUGCCAAAAGGACGAAUUGUUAAUAACACCGUGUUUCUACAUGGUGACGUACGAGCGAGGCCGUAUAAGGUCGAGGAUUUUAGGGAUGAUCUAACGCCCACGGGCCUGCUACCGGAAGUUGUGUGCCUUGGGGCGUACCAAGUGAAUCAUGUCUGGGCAGUGACCCUCGGUGAUGCUGCUGCAACAAAGCGACUGUUGGCUUUCAAAGAGAUACAGGUUAAGGGGCGGCGAUGUCUUAUCGUCGACCCUCAGGACCAGCAGGUGAAGCUUCGGCUUCACUGGUUGCUACACGGCGUGGAAGACGAAGAUGUGCGGACUGCGUUGGCGGCCUUCGGCAAGGUGGUUGAGGUGAGCCGGGAGAAGUGGCGUGUUCAAGGCGUUGAGGAGAAAUGUUCGACCACGAGGACCGUUCUUCUCAAGCUGAAGGGCGGACUGAAAGUGGAAGAUAUUCCUCACCAGAUACGCGUUGCAGGGGAGUUGGCCUUGGUGGUGGUACCCGGUCGUCCGAUGCAAUGCCUACGCUGCCAAGGCACGGGGCACGUCAGGCGGGACUGUAAGGUUCCGCGAUGCUCGCGUUGCAGACGCUUCGGGCACGUCGACGCCGACUGCGUCAAGACUUUCGCUACUGCGACUAGCCCAGUCACGAGUGAAGAGGCGGCAGCACACGUCAUGGAUGCAGUUGAGACCGAAGACGCUGCCAAGGGAGCCGGAGAACAAGUGCCCCCAGCGAAGACAAGUACCACGACGGUGCCGGAGGUCGCUGACGCCAAGGUCGUCCAAGGCGCUGAGCAGGUUACUGGCCCGGCAAGUGUCGACAAGGACAAAGAUCCUGCGAAGGCAGGCGCGAGUGAAGCUGAACGGGACGACGACGAGUCAGCGAUGCAACAGGGCGAGUACGCUGACGGAGGGGACCGGGCCGCUGGUCUCGGUGCCUCAUCCAAGCGCCCCCGUGACGAGGCCGGAGACAAGAACAACGCAGCAUCCAGCACUAGUGACGGGCCGCCGGCGAAGGCGCCUCAAGGGAGGCGGUCGGUCUUCAAGCCUAAGCCAAAUGUUCCGCUCGAGAGAAGGCCUGGUGAAAAAGUGCAGCAGACGAACACCACCGGGAAGACCGGCGGUCCCGGAGGCGGCUAGCCGAGGGCUGGUCGUGAAGGGGACACUCUCGGUGAAGACAUUCAUGGAAGAACGUGGAACCAUGUCUUCUUGCAUUGCUGGGCCGGGGUGUUUUUUUGGGAUGUCCUACAACGAACAAUGAAGAAAG
Molecule: messenger RNA, 1370 nt
Organism: Dermacentor albipictus
Lineage: Eukaryota; Metazoa; Arthropoda; Arachnida; Ixodida; Ixodidae
Source: RefSeq, a predicted model, not a curated record